UGAAUAUGCUAAUUUUACCCUUUUCUGUACAAUAUUCUUAAAAAUAAUAACAAAUACAGUUAUACCAAAAUAAUUAUCUAGAAAUCUGUUAAUGAAUGGUAAUGAUAUAAAUGUUAACAAAACCCCUUUUCUCCACUGGAUUCUACAGUAUUUUACACAAACCUAAUAGAAAUGUAUAUAAAAAAUUGUUUUCUACUUUGAUUUUUACCAAUAAGUUAUCCCAAAAUAAAGCUUCAGAACACCAUUCUGGCUCUCUACACAUUCAUUUAAAUUAUCAAAAUGGACGUAAUUCAUCUGAUUUUAAUUAUAAUUUAAUAAAGUGUGGAGAUUCUACUUUAAAUUAUAAAAACCAUUUUUCGACUCGAUCAAAUGUAACUACCAAACCACUAUGGGACCUACACAGCGUAAUAAUUACAGAGUUAAUUGAGAGAUCAGAUUUUGUGGCUUUGGACGUAGAAUAUACUGGACUGCAUGUUAAGGAUGAGCGUUUUAUAGGUGUUGAUAAGUGCUAUGAGUCCCACUCUUUGGGAGCUAAAAAGUUCAUUCCCUGUCAAAUCGGACUAACAAUGGCUAAAUAUGAGAAUAAUAUCUGGAAUCUAACAACGACGUCAUUGUUUACAAUCCCAUCAGAAGGGAAGAGUUUUUCAGUUAACAUGUCAACACUUAACUUCUUAAAGGAUAACAAUUUCGACUUUAACAGUUGGAUAAGGAAUGGAAUAACCCAUCUGACACCCAAGGAAGAGGAGGAAAGGAAAUCGUUAAUAGUAUCAAAACUCCAUCAGAUACGGUUAAACUUACAGAAUUUGUCUAAUUCUAAUAUUGAAAAUAAUGGCAGGAACACUAACAAUAUGAAUACAGAAUAUGAUGUUAGUAGUAUAAAGGACUUAGAGGAUAGAAGAGUGGUGGAGCAAAUGAUAGAAAGAAUAAAUAAAUGGAUAGUAGAUGAAGGUGAUGAGGGGAGAAAACCGCUAGAAUUUGAGGUUGAAAGCGCCUUUUUAAGGCUUUUAAUGCACUCUGUAAUCUCAAUUAAGUACCCGAAUUUGUAUAGCAAUUCCUCUCAGAGGAAUGGCGUUAGAUGUGUUGUAGUUUAUAAAACUCAGAUGGAACUAUUAGAAGAGGAGCGAAAAGUGUUAGAAGAGGAACUAGAGGCUAUAAAUAAGCAAAUCGGACUCAGAACACUUUUUGACACGGUUUCCAAAAAUAAUAAAAUCCUUGUAGGCCAUAACUGUUUUUACGACAUUUUACACAUUUAUCAAACUUUCUACGGAGAUUUGCCAGAAAACGUAGAGGACUUCAAGAAGAAGUGGGUUCAAGUUUUUCCAACAAUUUUUGAUACCAAGUAUAUUUCAGAAUAUUACCACCAGUUCACACCUCACACAACCUUAAAAUCCCUAUAUAAUUCAUUUCUACCAAAUCAAAACGGUUUUAACAGAGUUAAGAUAAGUUCACUGGGCAAGAGCGGGAUGGUUAGUGGAUAUGGAGAUGUGAUAAAUGAGGGAGAAAAGGAACAUGAAGCCGGAUAUGACAGUUUAAUGACGGCAAUAGUAUUUAUACGUCAACUCGAGACGGUAAUUAAGAGUAAAAAUAGUUCAUUAAACAACUUAAUUAAUGCUUACCUGGACACAUCUAACACUCCAAACGGAAUGGGAAAGGUAAUAAGGAACAUAUUUGGAGAAAUAAUGAAUUCAGUUCGGCUGGUGAAGUGCCAGCCUUCAGUAAUAAAUAUGAACAAUGAAGAGGAUAUGUCAAAGCACUUUUAUAUGUUUGGGUUUCCAAACGUGUGGAAAAAGUGGGAAAUUAUGAAAAUAUGGUCGCCACUCUGGGUUUCAAUUUCAUGGAUAGAUGAAACCUCCUGCUGGAUAAUAGCUAAAAACUCGGAGGAUGUCAAGAACAUUAAUUUGAUCUACAAAAUGAUGAAGAAUCCACAGUUCAAACUGUAUAAUUAUGGACAAUAUUUGGAAAAAAUGAAUCAAUCCACGGUUUAAUGCGUUAAUGGAGUUAAUUUUAUAAAUA
Molecule: messenger RNA, 2013 nt
Organism: Theileria parva strain Muguga
Lineage: Eukaryota; Apicomplexa; Aconoidasida; Piroplasmida; Theileriidae
Gene: PARN
Product: CAF1 family ribonuclease family protein
Exons: 1
Coding region: 111-1985 (624 amino acids)
Biological process (GO): mRNA catabolic process
Cellular component (GO): cytoplasm; nucleus
Molecular function (GO): poly(A)-specific ribonuclease activity; metal ion binding; RNA binding
Source: RefSeq, a predicted model, not a curated record